This is a messenger RNA of Cimex lectularius (bed bug), 1753 nucleotides long. RefSeq names its product catalase-like. The record is from RefSeq and is a predicted model, not a curated record. Gene Ontology annotation, cellular component: peroxisome; mitochondrion; cytoplasm. Lineage: Eukaryota; Metazoa; Arthropoda; Insecta; Hemiptera; Cimicidae. The coding region runs from base 94 to 1674 and encodes 526 amino acids. Gene Ontology annotation, molecular function: heme binding; catalase activity. Gene Ontology annotation, biological process: hydrogen peroxide catabolic process; response to hydrogen peroxide. The transcript has 11 exons.
GAGUUUUGCUGAUAUAUUUUUUCACCUGUGCAACUGAACAAGUAAAAAAAGUUUAACUUCUAACAGAACACAAGUAUUGUUCAGCCAAGAAACAUGAGAAAUCUAGUGCAUUACAUUUUAAUUGUUUUACCUUUUGGAUCUUUUACGUUAGGCUGGAAUUCUACAAUGGAUGGAGCAUCAGAGCAAUUGCUUGAUUAUGCCAAAAACCAAAGAAUACCGCAACAAGCAGUUUCAAGUUCAGGAAUAUUGAUCGACGAUAUAAUCAACUCUCUGAGUGCAGGUCCACGAGGACCUCUUUUGAUUGAGGAUUCAAAUUUCUUCAACCAAAUGCAAGCUUUCAAUAGAGAAAGGAUUUCUUCAAGGAUUAUAUUUGGUAAAGGAGGAGGAGCAAGCGGCUAUAUUGAAAUUACACAAAAUCUCUCAAGAUUUUCAAUCGCAAAAAUCUUCAGCAGAAGCAAAAUUAAGUAUGGUGUAAGAGCGAGGUUUUCCAGAAUGAAUGCUGACCCAGGGAGGCCUGAUACAUUAAGGGAUUUGGGCAGUCUUGCGUUUAAAUUUUAUACUGAAGAAGGCAACUGGGAUUUAGUGGCAAUUAACUUUCCAGUUUUCUACAUCAGAGACCCUUAUAAAUUCUAUGAUUUAGUGCAUGCUUUGAGGCCCAACCCAGCAACCAAUUUGCCAGAUUUAAAUGCUCAGUGGAAUUUCUUUACUCAAAACCCUGAAACGAUACCACUGUCUUUGUUCUUGUACAGUGAUUAUGGGAUUCCUCGCAGUUUUAGAAACAUGAAUGGUUACUCAUCAAACACGUACUCUUUGAUAAAUUCCAAAAACAACACUUUCUAUGCAAGAUUUUAUUUAAUUUCAAAUCAAGGUUUGGAAACAAUAACCAAUGAAGAAGCACAGACUUUAGCUGGCACUAAUCCCGACUAUUACAUAUCUGAUUUGUACAACAAUAUCUUUGCGGGAAAUUUUCCUUCUUGGGAAUUACAAGUGCACAUAGCAACACAAAGAGAUGCACAUUCAGCAUCUUUCAACAUAUUUGAUCCAACAAAUCUAUGGCCACGGAGGAUGUUUUCAGUUUUUAACGUCGGCAAAAUUGUACUUAACAAAAACCCAUCAAAUUACUUUGUCGAUGUUGAAAAUAUCGCCUUCAACCCUGCAAAUAUGGUGCCUGGUAUUCAACCAACUGUUGACAGAAUAUUACAAAGCAGAUUAUUUGCUUAUAACGAUGCUCAAAUGUACCGACUUGGUGUCAAUAGUAAUUUGUUGAUGGCAAAUGCUCCUGUACUAGAUGUCCACAAUUAUGAAAGAGAUGGUAUGAAUAGAUACAAGGGUAACCAAGGAGGCGCUGUCAAUUAUUUUAUAAACAGCUUCAAUGGUCCUGUUCCUUCCCCUCAUAUAUCAAUCCUUCCUUAUUCUGCCCAAGGAGUAAUUGCCAAGUUCAAAAACAGUGACCAGCGGCAAACCUUCCUAUCGGCAUUGUUCAACGAUUACAAUAUCACAUCAGAAGAGUAUAUUCGAAUUGUAGGGAAUUUAGCAGCAAAUUUGAACCAAGUUGAUCCAAGUCUUCAGAUGAAGGCAGUACAGCUCUAUAACAGUACCUACCCUAGACUUGGUGAAAUGUUGGCAACUGCUUUAGUUAAGGCUGGUCUUCCACUAAAAUAUCUUUUGGCAUAGAUUGUCUCAAUAAAACUUACAUUAUUUUUAAAAAAUGCAUAGCUCAGCUUUUCCUUAAAUAAUUUAUUAUUAACGGAUC